GAAGCAGAGCCAUGUACCCCACACUCCUCAGGGUCCUGAGUCUCGGAUUCUGUGUGAGUCUGAGGAUCUGGGAAGCUGUGGCUGAAUUUGAGAAGCCCUCUUUGUCAGCCUGGCCAAGCCCCGUGGUUGCCUUAGGACAGACUGUGACUCUCCAGUGUCACUUCCGUUCUCCACUUCAGAGAUUCAGACUGUUCAAAACAGAUGGGACCAGUUUGUUCGAGCUCCAGGGAAAUCAUUUCAACAACUUCACCCUUGGCCCAGUGACCAGAGAACAUGCUGGGUCCUACACGUGUUCUGGAUUCUCCAGGUUUCUCCUUCUGUUCCCCAUAUACAGUGAUACGCUGCAGAUUGUCGUCACAGGUGUGUUCACAAAACCCUCCAUCUCAGCCCACCCAGGCCCCCUCAUGAAGGCGGGAGAGAAUGUGACCCUUCGCUGUCACUCACCACUGUGGUUUGACAAGUUUAUGCUGCACCAGGAAAACAGCACAGGGCAUUUCCAGAGACGUGGAGAGACGCUCACAGGCAGGAAUGCCUCAGCUGACUUCUUCAUUGGCCCCAUGACUUUGGCGAGUGUGGGCACCUACAGAUGCUACAGUUUUCUCAGCCACUCCCCCUAUGAGUGGUCAGCCCCCAGCGACCCCGUGGACAUCGUCAUCACAGGUCUGUUCAAGAAACCCUCUCUCUCAGCCCAGCGGGGGCCCGUGGUGAGGUCAGGAGAGAACGUGACGUUGCUCUGCAGCUCCGAGCGCACCUUUGACCAGUUCCAUCUGCUCAGGGAGGGGGAGAACCUUGGGCGCCCGCUCACUGGAGGGCGGGGCCCCCGCGGAGCACUCCAGGCUGAGUUCCCUCUGGGUCCUGGGACCCCAGCCCACAGCGGGGCCUACAGGUGCUACGGCUCCUUCACUCGCUCUCCCUACACGUGGUCAGACCCCAGCGACCCCCUGCUCCUGUCUGUCACAGAACCCACUACAAGUACUUGCCCAUCAACCAUGGAUCCACACACCACAGAAGAAGCACGGCUUCCUCAAGGCCACUCCAGCCAGCUGCACCUUCUCUUUAGGCUCUCUGUAGCCUUCAUCUAUACCAGCCUCUUCCUCGCUGUUCUUCUCUGUCACUGGUUACCCAAAAAAUGUUGCCAUCAUGGAAGGAGAGCCCCAGGAAGAUCAAACAGUGAGAGGUGGGGACCCUGCAGCAGAAGAUGUGAUAUUCGCCCACUUGAACCACAGGAGCCUCUCUGAGAGACUGUUCACUCCCACUCCCCUGAGCCCCAUGCACCCCUCCG
Odocoileus virginianus texanus is the source of this 1282-nucleotide messenger RNA. The record is from RefSeq and is a predicted model, not a curated record. Lineage: Eukaryota; Metazoa; Chordata; Mammalia; Artiodactyla; Cervidae.